Messenger RNA from Selaginella moellendorffii, 1477 nucleotides. Its product is annotated as autophagy-related protein 13a. Gene Ontology annotation, cellular component: Atg1/ULK1 kinase complex. NCBI's taxonomy places the organism in Eukaryota, Viridiplantae, Streptophyta, Lycopodiopsida, Selaginellales, Selaginellaceae. Bases 154 to 1404 code for a protein of 416 amino acids. Gene Ontology annotation, biological process: autophagy; autophagosome assembly. The transcript has 2 exons. The record is from RefSeq and is a predicted model, not a curated record.
GUCCCGCUGCGAGCCCUGCGGAUUGGAGGCGACAAUUUUGCUCCCCCGGCCGCGAUUCUCCAUCCAGAGGUGAGAUUCUUGCGAGAAAUGCCCGGCGCUGCAAGGCAGGAGCGGUAUUUCGAUCCCAGGGCUUAGAACAGAAAGAAGAGGGCAAUGGAAGGGAAAGUAUCGCAGGAUGAGAGCCGGCGAAUGGUAUCCGAAUUCUUCGUCAAGAGCUUGAAUGUGAUCCUCGGCGCGAGGAUCCCAUCCAAGUAUUUGCAGCCAGCGACGAGCUCUUCCUCCGCUAGCGCUAGCACCAACAAGAGCUUCAAUCUCGUGCUGGUGAAUUCUCCCAUGAGGAACAAAUGCCACUUGAGCGUGGUGGAGCCGAUCGUGGUGGACGUGCUGCUGCUCCAUCACGGCUCCAGUGCUUGCGCUGCGAUCGAGGACCAUGUUUUCCGGUGGAGUCCAAGCCAGCAGACCCAGCAAAGCCAGUCAUUGCUCGAGCGCUGGGUGGUACACUGCGUUCCCUGGGCGUGUCUCAAGAGCAGCGAGAAGACCACCCAAAGCCCAGAUCAUGUCACGAAGAACAAGACCGCCACCGCCAAGAAGCCGCCGCUCUCACGGCGAUCGGUGGCGGCGCCGCCACCCUCGGCCGAGGAGAAGAAAAAUCCGUGGAAGAAGGCGAUGAAAAUGCUCAGCAUCAUGCUGCGGUCGCUCUACAAUCUCACGCGGCUCCUCCCGGCUUACAGGAUCUUCCAGCAGCUCAACUCGUCCAGCUCGCGAGGAUCUCCCGGCUGCUGCCACUUUGAUCUCUCAUACAAAGUGAGGAGCACUCUCAGCGUGACGGGGCAUGGAAGCUCCGACAAGAGCCUUUGCAAGUUUAACCUCACGCCGGUGGAGACGGAGCUGGGACGGAUGUGCAUCUCGGUCAAGUACUCGGAUGCUGCCAGCGUCGAGAGAGCCAUUCAGCGAACCAACUCCAUCUUCUCGGAGAUCAUCCAGGACUACGUUGGUGGUGGUGGUGGCGAUGGUGGCGGCGGUUCUAGUGGUUCUUCCCAGAAUCCACACUUUGCUGUGAAGGAUAGGAGGAUCUGUGCUGCUACUCGGACGAUGUCGAGCAACAUACCAGCGGCUGAAGUAGCAGCAGUAGCAGCUGUGAAGCGAUCUUACAGCAGCCCUUUGAAUCCAAUCGAGCUCGAUCAACAGCAGGAACUCGUCUGUCCAUUUGCCUGCGACGACGAGCGAAAAGUCUCGAGAGACGCCGCCGCGGGUGCUCUCAUCACAGCUCUCGUCUCCGCGGUUCCAAUCGAGAAAUCUCCUCCUCGUGACAAAUGCUCACGAGCCACAGGCACUCUUCGCGAAGCUCUUCGCGAGCUCAGGAGCUAUACAGACAUAGCUAGAAAGAAAGCUGUGAAUAUUUAAAAUGUACAUAUCAACGGCCACGAUUCAAGCUCUAAGGCAAGGGUUUGAAUCGAUGGCCAGGAUUUCUAGUUCA